Pollicipes pollicipes is the source of this 4169-nucleotide messenger RNA. Its product is annotated as lysophospholipid acyltransferase 1. Gene Ontology annotation, molecular function: acyltransferase activity. The record is from RefSeq and is a predicted model, not a curated record. Gene Ontology annotation, cellular component: membrane. Lineage: Eukaryota; Metazoa; Arthropoda; Thecostraca; Pollicipedomorpha; Pollicipedidae. The transcript is spliced from 11 exons. The coding region runs from base 1 to 1662 and encodes 553 amino acids. Gene Ontology annotation, biological process: lipid modification.
AUGCACGGCGAGGAUGACGUGACGGAGCCGGUGCGGUUUCUGCUGUGUCAGUUGGUGGGCCUGGCGUCUGCCCUGCUGUUCCGGCGGUAUCUGCGGCCGGCGGUGGCUGGUGCCGCGGCCCGCCAUCUCGCGCUCACUGCGCUCGGCGUCCUCCUGCUGCACGUCUGCUAUGGCGAGCAAGCGAGACACUUGCUGGCGCAGGCGGCGCUCACGUUCGCCGCCAUCCGACUGGCGCCGGCGCACUCCGUACACAUCGUGUGCCUCCUCGUGGCCAUGGCGUACCUGAGUCUGAUCCACAUUCAGCAGCUGGUCACGCCUCGACGAGAUGUCCACAUAUCAGGUCCGGUCAUGGUCAGCACCAUGAAAGUCACGCUGUUGGCUUUCAACAUUCACGACGGCAGUCCCUUCUGUAAACUGGAUCUGGAGGCCAAGCCGGAGCUGCGGCGGCUGGCCAUCCGGAGACUGCCAUCGCUGGUGGAAUUUCUGGGCUUCUUUUUCAAUUUCCCGACCCUCUUUGCGGGACCGAUGCUUGAUUUUCGAACAUAUCUAGACUUCAUAGAGCAAGGCCCCUGCUCAGUGCAGAUCCCAGCGCAGUCCACUGGCGGCGCUCCGAGGCUAAUGACCCCUGACCCCGUGCCUGCGGUCACGAGAAAGAUGGCGGCCGCGGUCUUCUUCGCACUGUGCAUAGCGAUUCUGGUGCCCCGGUUUCCCCUCUCGUUCAUUGGAGCCGAGGAGUACCAGCGCUGGUGGUGGCCGCUGCGCUGGGGGUAUGUGUUGCUGGUCUGCGCGCUGGUCCGCUCCAAAUACUACACUGUCUGGCUGAUGGCGGACGCCAACUGUAACGCCUCCGGCCUUGGUUUCAAUGGCCUGACGCUGGAAGGUCGCCAACGCUGGAACGCCGUCUCCAACGUCUUCGUCAGCAAGGUGGAGUGGGGCGUCAACUUCCGCGAGGUGCUGGAGGGAUGGAACGUGCACACGCACCGGUGGCUGCGGCUGGUGGUGUACGAGCGGACGCGCCGCCACCGCACGGCGCUGGUGUACGCUCUGAGCGCCGUCUGGCACGGCUUCCACCCCGUCUACUACCUGACGUUCGCCACGGGCGCCCUCUGCACGCAGGCGGGCCGCACGGCCCACCGCUGCCUGUGGCCCCGGGUACAGCACGUGCCCUGGCUGUGCCCUUGGUACGAGCUGGCUGGUCGUCUAGCCACCCACCUCUGCGUCGUCUACAUCGAGCUGCCGUUCGCCCUGCUGGAUCUGCGCAUGGCCCUGGUCGUCUACCGGAGUUUUUACUUCGUUGUUCACAUCGCCUGCGUAGUCAUGAUUCUGCUGGUGCCGAAGCUGUUCCCCCCUCUUCGGAAGCCAGUGCCAGUCGAUCUGACAUCAGAUGCCGCUGCUCACUGUGAAACCGCCACCGGAUGGCCAACCAAUGGUGGCAACGCUGUCGACCCCCAAGCUAAUGGCAGCGCGAGCCUGCGUUUGCGUGUGAAUGGUGAGGUGUCCACGAACAUAUUCGCCAAUCAAAGCCUUUCGGCUGACGUCGCAGCCAGUCACUACUUCAGUACAGACGCUUCGUCCAAUCGCUGUUCGGGGAGGGACUUCACCAGAGGAGAGCGUGAGCUCGGCGGGCGGGAGCCGGCUGGCGGGAUCACGCGGCGGCUCUAAACACUCCGCCAGAACUCGGUGCGUCCCUCCGCUGGGUUUGGCACGUCCCUCCGCUGGUCUCGGCACGUCCCUCCGCUGGGGUUGGCACGUCAUUCCGCUGGGUUCAGCUCGUCCCUCCGCUGGAUUUGACACACCCUCAGCUGAGUUUCGUGGGUCCCGCUCUUGGGCCCCGAGGAUACGCGUUGCCGGGUCCCAAACGGGUCUCUCAGUUGGGUCUCGUGGAAGCCUUAGGUUGCAUUCCGAGGUUGGGUGGGCGGUUAGUCUUGGGGCGUCAUUCUGGUGGGUUUCGAAGAGGUCUCUGCUCUGAGUCUGGGAGGACCUCUGCUCUGAGUCUGGGAGGUCCAUGCUCUGAGUCUGGGAGGACCUCUGAUCUGAGUCUGGGAGGUCCGUGCUCUGAGUCUGGGAGGACCUAUGCUCUGAGUCUGGGAGGACCUCUGCUCUGAGUCUGGGAGGACCUCUGCUCUGAGUCUGGGAGGACCUCUGCUCUGAGUCUGGGAGGACCUCUGCUCUGAGUCUGGGAGGACCUCUGCUCUGAGUCUGGGAGGACCUAUGCCACGCCUCGGGAGACCUGAGCUGGUUUUGUAGGAGUUGCUUUGCUGGGCCUCUGGGGUUCUUCUGCCUGGUCUCCGGGGUGCUGCUUUGCCCGGUCGCGUGAAGACCGUAACUGAUGCCACAGAAUCCUCUGUUCAGUCCGGUUAGACUGGGUAUGAUCUGUCGGUAAGCCACGUACGCGAGAGCUGAGCUUGCGGUCAUGUAACAACGCGUCAUGUGACGAGGCACCGAAGCGCUGGUCUCAAAGCGUAACGCAUCGGUACAAAACCAUGACGACCUUGAUAGAGGCGGCGCGCAUGGUGUGUGAUGAUGGUAGAUGCUAGAUGCCCAUUAAGUUCGGGAAAUACUGUUGAUCUGUCGACGUCGGUGCCAGCGUUGAAGGACCGUCAGCUUUACACUGGAGGAUCCUGACGUGCUCGCGAGCGAGCUGGACGCCGCUGGUGAUUGGUCGAUUGAAGUUUCGUGAGUCUUGGCUGGUUUUAAAGGGCCAGGGUCCGUCCUGUAGUCUGGGUGCAAGAAGCGAGCAGUUGGCUGUGUGUGGUGGAGCCCUCAGUGUACCCAGCGGUAUGCCCUUGAUCAGUAAACCUGUUGGAAGCAAUUUGCCGAUUCCUGUGUAAUAAUGUGUUGUUGUUCAGAACCCAUGCAUGGCACCAGCUUUAGUAUGGAACUGAUCUGCCUGUUAAUGAGAUAGCAGUGUCUACAGCUUUGCUGCGUUAUUCAGAGUUGGCGUAGAUUGUCUGCGCUGACGCGCUUAAUCGAUCACUUUUUCACAAAAGAUGCCCACCGGCAUGCUUUAAGUUGUUACGCAUACGCGUUGUGUUUGUGCUCUGCCAUCAUGUGAUUUGCCAAGUUUGAGCCUGCAGGAUCUUCGCCGUUUUCGAACGCUGUGAUGGAAUGGGCUACCUGUGUUGCAUGAAUUACACUGUCUGAUAAGGUGUUGUGUGUUGUUGCAUUUUUUCACUUACUGGAUCGUUCCUCUUCACAUGUGUAUGCAAGUGUGUUGCUUGAGGGGCAAAGCCAAGACACCGGAUUCAGCUGGACAUAUAUUUGGACAUAUUCCGGAUGUGCGCCAUAGGCAGACUAGUAUAUCACCUACGACGAGACAAUAUUUACCGCUGAUAAAGUCCCGUUAAACAGUCUUGUAGACUAGCUUGCAUCAAAGCUUUGUGCCAUUGCUCUAUAAAAUGUCGGCGCAAAACAUGCUGUCGUGUCCCAUGUCUUGCUGUUUAGUUCCGUUUGUUGUAAAAAUGCACGAUGCCAUGACACAAGAAUCAGUACGGAUAAGGACAAACAGAUUCGUAGAAACCACAGAUAAAGGCCGUGUGGACAGCUGCGUCUGCUCGUUGUCGUCGCUGCGUCACGUCCCUAUAAAAUGUCGGCGCUGAGCAUGCUCCUAUGCUCCGUUUCCUGCCGUUUAGUUGGUAUUGUCAAAGUACGUGAAAUGUCAGCACAAAAAUGAGAUGUACAUUGGUGUUAUUUUUGUACACAUGUGGAAAUGCAUAGCUCUGCCGUGUCUGUGUGAGGUGACGAUAUACAGCCGAGCUGUUUUGAAAACAGAUGUUUGUAGCUUCAAGAACCACGAUCCAAUCAGUGCCGCAUGAGUCGGGUGGUUGGCAAUUGUUUCCUGGGGGCAGAACGGAACCGUGAGAAAAAUGUUUAGAUGCUGCGGAGACCCGAACCAUUGCUCCCGCCGACUGCGCUAUGUUCCCUUCUGCUUGAGAAGGUCCAGCUGAAAUGCAGACGUUGAAGGGGUGGGCCCCCAACUGCCACGCACCAUCACAGUACGCGCUCCUGGCGCUUGUGGCUGCGUGUUGAAGAUAGCGUUCGGAAGGUAGCUAAUGGCUCUGAAGGGAAACCGUUUUUAAACCUGACUGAAACACAAUGCUGUAGCACACAGCCAUCCUGGUCGACGGCACCGUACCUGCCGGCCAUCACGUGCCUGGUAUGUAGGUGCU